AUGGCGAGCGGCGGUGGCGGGGGUAACACCGGCGCGGGCGGGGGGCCGGGGAUGGGCCUGAGCCUGGGCCUGGGUCUGGGUCUGAGCCUAGGCAUGAGUGAGGCCACCAGUGAGGCAGAGGAGGAGGCGGCCGCGGCCGAGGCGGUGGGACGCCUGGCCACGACGCUGUGGCUGCGGCUCCGCGGCUGGGAGGCGGUGCUGGCGGCGGCGCAGCGGUUGCUGGUGUGGGAGAAGCCGCUGCACAGCCUGGUCACGGCGGCCGCGCUCAACGGCCUCUUCUGGUUGCUGUCUUCCUCGUCCCUCCGGCCCUUCUUCCUACUCAGCGUCUCACUUUUGGCCUAUUUUCUGCUGGAUCUCUGGCAGCCUCGCUUUCUCCCUGACGUUUCAGCAUCAUCCCCAGAGGAGCCACACUCUGACAGUGAGGGUGCGGGGUCAGGCGCCCGGCCGCACCUGCUGAGUGUGCCUGAGUUGUGCAGAUACCUGGCUGAGAGCUGGCUCACCUUCCAGAUUCACCUGCAGGAGCUGCUGCAGUACAAGAGGCAGAAUCCAGCUCAGUUCUGCGUUCGAGUCUGCUCUGGCUGUGCUGUGUUGGCUGUGUUGGGACACUAUGUUCCAGGGAUUAUGAUUUCCUACAUUGUCUUGUUGAGUAUCCUGCUGUGGCCCCUGGUGGUUUAUCAUGAGCUGAUCCAGAGGAUGUACACUCGCCUGGAGCCCCUGCUCAUGCAGCUGGACUACAGCAUGAAGGCAGAAGCCAAUGCCCUGCAUCACAAACACGACAAGAGGAAGCGUCAGGGGAAGAAUGCACCCCCAGGAGGUGAUGAGCCACUGGCAGAGACAGAGAGUGAAAGCGAGGCAGAGCUGGCUGGCUUCUCCCCAGUGGUGGAUGUGAAGAAAACAGCAUUGGCCUUGGCCAUUACAGACUCAGAGCUGUCAGAUGAGGAGGCUUCUAUCUUGGAGAGUGGUGGCUUCUCCGUAUCCCGGGCCACAACUCCGCAGCUGACUGAUGUCUCCGAGGAUUUGGACCAGCAGAGCCUGCCAAGUGAACCAGAGGAGACCCUAAACAGGGACCUAGGGGAGGGAGAGGAGGGAGAGCUGGCCCCUCCCGAAGACCUACUAGGCCGUCCUCAAGCUCUGUCAAGGCAAGCCCUGGACUCGGAGGAAGAGGAAGAAGAUGUGGCAGCUAAGGAAACCUUGUUGCGGCUCUCAUCCCCCCUCCACUUUGUGAACACGCACUUCAAUGGGGCAGGGUCCCCCCCAGAUGGAGUGAAAUGCUCCCCUGGAGGACCAGUGGAGACACUGAGCCCCAAGACAGUGAGUGGUGGCCUCACUGCUCUGCCCGGCACCCUGUCACCUCCACUUUGCCUUGUUGGAAGUGACCCAGCCCCCUCCCCUUCCAUUCUCCCACCUGUUCCCCAGGACUCACCCCAGCCCCUGCCUGCCCCUGAGGAAGAAGAGGCACUCACCACUGAGGCCUUUGAGUUGCUGGAUCAGGGGGAGCUGGAGCAGCUGAAUGCAGAGCUGGGCUUGGAGCCAGAGACACCGCCAAAACCCCCUGAUGCUCCACCCCUGGGGCCCGACAUCCAUUCUCUGGUACAGUCAGACCAAGAAGCUCAGGCCGUGGCAGAGCCAUGAGCCAGCCAUUGGGGAAGGAGCUGCAGGCACAGUAGGGCUUCCUGGCUAGGAGUGUUGCUGUUUCCUCCUUUGCCUACCACUCUGGGGUGGGGCAGUGUGUGGGGAAGCUGGCUGUCGGAUGGUAGCUAUUCCACCCUCUGCCUGCCUGCCUGCCUGCUGUCCUGGGCAUGGUGCAGUACCUGUGCCUAGGAUUGGUUUUAAAUUUGUAAAUAAUUUUCCAUUUGGGUUAGUGGAUGUGAACAGGGCUAGGGAAGUCCUUCCCACAGCCUGCGCUUGCCUCCCUGCCUCAUCUCUAUUCUCAUUCCACUAUGCCCCAAGCCCUGGUGGUCUGGCCCUUUUUUUCUCCUAUCCUCAGGGACCUGUGCUGCUCUGCCCUCAUGUCCCACUUGGUUGUUUAGUUGAGGCACUUUAUAAUUUUUCUCUUGUCUUGUGUUCCUUUCUGCUUUAUUUCCCUGCUGUGUCCUGUCCUUAGCAGCUCAACCCCAUCCUUUGCCAGCUCCUCGUAUCCUGUGGGCACUGGCCAAGCUUUAGGGAGGCUCCUGGUCUGGGAAGUAAAGAGUAAACCUGGGGCAGUGGGUCAGGCCAGUAGUUACACUCUUAGGUCACUGUAGUCUGUGUAACCUUCACUGCAUCCUUGCCCCAUUCAGCCCGGCCUUUCAUGAUGCAGGAGAGCAGGGAUCCCGCAGUGCAUGGCGCCAGCACUGGAGUUGGUGAGCAUGUGCUCUCUCUUGAGAUUAGGAGCUUCCUUACUGCUCCUCUGGGUGAUCCAAGUGUAGUGGGACCCCCUACUAGGGUCAGGAAGUGGACACUAACAUCUGUGCAGGUGUUGACUUGAAAAAUAAAGUGUUGAUUGGCUAGAA
Molecule: messenger RNA, 2492 nt
Organism: Pan troglodytes (chimpanzee)
Lineage: Eukaryota; Metazoa; Chordata; Mammalia; Primates; Hominidae
Gene: RETREG2
Product: reticulophagy regulator family member 2
Exons: 9
Coding region: 1-1632 (543 amino acids)
Cellular component (GO): membrane
Source: RefSeq, a predicted model, not a curated record